Molecule: messenger RNA, 1447 nt
Organism: Camelina sativa (false flax)
Lineage: Eukaryota; Viridiplantae; Streptophyta; Magnoliopsida; Brassicales; Brassicaceae
Source: RefSeq, a predicted model, not a curated record
AUAGAUGAACUAAAAUUUUUAUUUUUAGACAAAAAAGUUAAUUGUCAUGUCUGUAAUUUCAUUUUAAUUAUGUUUUGUAAAUUUUUAUUUUAUUUUAUUUGCUAAUGAUUAAAUCCGCAAACAAAUUAAAAAAAAAAAAAAGAAGGAAAAUCGCACGAGAGGCGCAACAGCGCACCGGUCAAUCAAGUCGGUAAUUAGGGUUUAACCCAAUCUUGACCAUUUUUCGCAACCACAACUAGCUCAUCAUCAUGUUGUCGGCUCUCCGAUCUCGUUGCUCCUCUCUUCUUCAAGAUCAAUCAUGGAAACUAUGUUUAUCUUCUGCUCCGAAUCGCAUCUUAGCCUGCUCUCCAUUUUUUUCUUCAACCUCCGGAGCCAAAGACGUCUCAGAGAUUCUCAUGCUUCCCGAAGUGGAGAAAAUACUCACUGACGUGAAAGCUGAUAACGUUACGUUGGUUCCAACUCACAAUCACUGUUUCUGGGCCGAUUACAUGGUCGUCGCCACCGGACGAUCCGAUUGGCACUUAAAAAACAUCGCUCAAGCAUUAGUCUAUAAGACCAAGCAAAAACAGAAAGACGCCAAACAUAUAAUGCUGCCUUCUGUGCAAGGGUACGAUAGCAAGUGGAUUGUUAUAGACUACGGAAAGUUUGUAGUCCAUGCACUUGAUGAGAAGGCCAGAGUUUAUUUCAAUUUGGAAAACCUUUGGACUGCUGAAACAUAUGGUACUGAUUCUUCUGAUCUUCAGGGACAUGGAAACAUAAUAUGUGCACAUAGAUACAGACUUAUAACAUCUGCUGUGUCAAUCAUGACGUCCACCAUUACAGACUUCUAACUCACCUGCUAAGUCAAAUCUGCCACAAGCUUGGCUGCAAUAGAUUCAUGUCCUCGAGUCUGCAAAAAAAAUUGAAAAGUCUGUUAGCAAUCAAGGAGAAAGUAAAUAGGGCCACCGGAAUGAAACACAAGUGACAGACUCAAAUCACAUCACCUUGCACUCUCUUGCAGCUGAAGAUAGAUGUCACCAUCAGCAAAACCUUUGAUAUUGAUUAUCCCAAGCUCCAGGUCCAAAUAGCAAGAGUAAAAAAAACAUCCAAUGGAACAACAAGGACAAUAUCACAAAUCAGUUUUUUCCUAAUCGCUUCAAACUACGGAAGAAGUACGAAGGUAAGAAAGAACCUGAGCUAAGGCAGGAUUAGCAAUGCCAGAAGUACAAACGGUGUGGUGUUCUUACAAACUUGCGAGAACGGUGACGCCUGUAAGCAGAUGGAAACGGUGUCGAACUUGUACAGGAUCUCGCUAGAGAAACAUAGCAUUAGCUGGCAUGAUUCCUUCAACCGCAACAGCCUGAAAAAGAAAAGAGAAUAUGAAACUAUAUAUGACAAUUAACAUGCAAUUUCAAGAACAAAUUAGCUUUAGAAAUUCAAAAUAUGCAGUUAUUAAAUGGCACAAAAC